AGCAGGGGUGUAUAUAAGGGGUGUCUCUCUGAGCGUAGAAGUUCCUCCAUCCCUUUCUCACACACACUCCUCCAACACUCUCUCUCUGUCUCCAUCUCUUUACUGAAGAUGACUGCAGGGUUGUGUAUGUGUGUUCUGCUGGUGGUCCUGUGCACUAGCUGUUCAGGACGCGCCCACUUCUCUCCCCCCCUCCAAGAGGGCAGCCCUGCCCUGCCCCCUCCCUCUGAAGCACGUCUCGAAACCAAAGCCCACUUCCUCUCCGAGCCAUACCUCAGACAUACUCACUCCUCUCCUUUGGUCAAUACCAACCCAUAUAUGGGAGAAGGCAGAAACUCCAGAGCCAAGCUCAGUGAACUGUUGGCUAGACUCAUCUCCUCACAGAAAGGUUACAUCAGUGGGAACUCAACAGUGAAGAGCAGAGCCAGCGGUCUCAGUGCUAACCACCUGAUAAAAAACCGAGACUACACCGGGUGGAUGGACUUUGGCCGCCGCAGCGCAGAAGAAAAGGAGCACUCCUCGUAGAAAAGUAGUCCCUCUCCACAAGAAAAGAACAAGUCACUGUCUCGUCAUGAGUGUAUUUAUUCUGUAUUUGAUGUACAUUUCUUUGUAAACACCAUAUGAUGCAAUAUACAGCAUCUACAGUGACAAGAAAAAGUAUGUGAACCUCUUGGAAUGACCUGGAUUUCUGCAUAAAUUGGUCAUCAAAUUUGAUCUGACACAGCGUGCUUAAACUAAAUAACACGCAAAUAAUUGUAUUUUUCUUGUCUAUAUUGAAUACAUAAUUUAAACUUUCCCAGCGUAGGUUGGGAAAAGUACGUGAACCCCUAGACUAAUGACUUCUCCUAAAGCUAAUUGGAGUCAGGAGUCAGCUAACCUGGAGUCCAAUCAAUGAGACGAGAUUGGAGAAUUUGGUUAGAACUGCCCUGCCCUAUUCACAAGGAUCAUUGCCUGAUGUGAACCAAGCCUCGAACAAAAGAGAUCUCAGAAGACCUAAUAUUAAGAAUUGUUGACUUGCAUAAAGCUGUAAAGUGUUAUAAAAGUAUCUCUAAAAGCCUUGAUGUUCAUCA
Molecule: messenger RNA, 1067 nt
Organism: Oncorhynchus gorbuscha (pink salmon)
Lineage: Eukaryota; Metazoa; Chordata; Actinopteri; Salmoniformes; Salmonidae
Product: cholecystokinin-like
Exons: 4
Coding region: 109-522 (137 amino acids)
Biological process (GO): digestion
Cellular component (GO): extracellular region; axon
Molecular function (GO): neuropeptide hormone activity
Source: RefSeq, a predicted model, not a curated record